AUGGGAAUGAUAGCACGCUGUCAGUGCUCCAAAGUGCAGUUCACCACUCCAACAGACAGGCCACUUGCACUCUACGCCUGCCACUGCACCGAAUGUCGCCACCAAAGCUCCUCUGCCUUCGGUAUUACGGCCAUUUUCCCCUACUUCGAGCUUCCAGAACACUUGUCCCAUCUGGUCGGAACUUACACUCGAAUCACACUCAGAGGAAGACAUAUGCAAUGUCUUUUCUGUAAGAGCUGUGGUGCGCGGAUAAUGCAUCUCAUCCAUGAUACAGCACCUGUUCCUGGCGAAAAGCCAAAAUCCACUUCAACUGCAAAUGUGAAGGGGGGCUGUCUUGAGGGGCUGGACAAGGAAAUGAUGAAGGGAAUUGUUCAUAUAUGGACUAAGCAUGCGAUCGUGGAGAUUCCCGAGGGUGCGGAGAAGUGGGACGAAGCCCCGCCGGUUGUGAAUCCUCUGCAACGUUAA
Molecule: messenger RNA, 465 nt
Organism: Penicillium verhagenii
Lineage: Eukaryota; Fungi; Ascomycota; Eurotiomycetes; Eurotiales; Aspergillaceae
Product: GFA family protein
Exons: 1
Coding region: 1-465 (154 amino acids)
Molecular function (GO): carbon-sulfur lyase activity
Source: RefSeq, a predicted model, not a curated record